GUACCACUCAAGGUAAUACAAGUCUGGGUGACUGAAGCAAAGGCCUUGAAGCUUGUGUUUAAAGUCACUUUAAAUAAAAGCAAUCAACAAGCUCUCAGCCAAAUCUUAAAAGAACAAAACCAUGCUCUGGUUGAGGUAUUUCUGGAGGAUUUUUGUAAUCUGUCAAAUCUUCAUCUAAAUAUUCAUUUACCUGAUGAUGCAAAAAAUUUUGCAACUCUUGUCAACACAUCAGUGGGCAUAAAAGAAAUGGUUCAUCACAUUUUUAAGGGGAUGAUACUUGGUAAUGAUCCACAUUUCCCAGGUGGAAACUGGAUAACACAAGUACCAGCAAAAAAAUGCUUGAACAAAUUACUGUCUGGCUGGUAUGCAAUCAAGACACCAUCACUGGAAGAAGAAAAUAAUGUGGAUAUUGAAGGAACAUCCCAUGCCAUUUUGCGUGAUCCUCAUUUUGUCAAUAUAAAGUCACACAAAAAAUGGAACACUUCACAAAUUGAUGCUGCAGGAUUUUCAAAAAGAUUUGAUAUUGAUAAUCCUCUGUAUAGAGACUUUUCUGCUGCAUAUUCAGAUUAUAUGGAAAUGACAGCAGCAGUGAUAAACAAAGGUCUCGAAUUCUAUGAUCACAUUUCAUAUGAUGUACUGGACAAUGAGGAAGUUGAGGCUAAUGUGCACUUGCAUGUUGGAGAUGUAGUUGAUAUAAAAGAAGAGGAAGAGGAAAAUUCUUUUGCGAUAAUUAGAGCAAUUGUUUUCCACAAGGCCAAUAAUGUAAACAUGUAUAUAUUUUUGGUUAUUGACUGGUUUCAAGUGAUUAGUGGCAAAGACAAACUGCUGAACUGUUUGUACUAUAUGCUGCAGAAGCCAGAAGAAAUGCACUGGUGA
Paraglomus brasilianum is the source of this 876-nucleotide messenger RNA. The record is from the annotation of a GenBank genome assembly. NCBI's taxonomy places the organism in Eukaryota, Fungi, Glomeromycota, Glomeromycetes, Paraglomerales, Paraglomeraceae.